CCGAACGCCCGCGGCGGCGGGCGGUUAUAGCUGUUCCCUGAGGCCGCGGGAGCAGCAGCGGGAGCCGGGCGUCCGGUGGCCUAGGUCUCCGCGGCGGCCAUGAGGCGGAGAGGCCCAGAGGAGGGGGCCUGCGGCGUGUGGCUGGACGCGGCAGCGCUUAAGAGGCGAAAAGUGCAGACACAUUUAAUGAUGCCAAACACCAAAAUGCUAACACUUUUUCCUGGAGAAAAAAAGGCAAAGAUUUCCUUUACUCAAAGAAUUCCACCUGCAGGCCUUCAGCAGACCAGCAUCGCUUCCUUCUUCACCUUGCAGCCAGGAAGGACAAUCGGUGGCGACCAGAGGAAUGUUUCAUCUCCUUUAGAAAGUCAGACCAAUGAAGAGUCGAAGAACGAGGUAACGCAGCUAGACCAUCUGACCCAGGGCCUGGGGGAUGAUUGCCUGGCACCCCCAUUAGCCACUUCAACCCCUGCAGAUGCCCAGGAAGCUGGACUUUCUCCACAGUCCCUCCACGAUUGCGGCCACCACAGAAAGGGAACACCAUUUUCGACUAUGCUGUCUUUGCUCCAGCCUGACACCUUAGUCUACGCUGGGAAGAGUAAAGCCUCUCCAUCUUCUUCCUUCGCCAACAACUUGGAAGGUUCUUGCUCACUGGACCCAAAGGAGAAAGACAAAGACUCUUCUUGGGAAAGGGAAUGGCUUCAUGGAUCUAAGAAAAAGAACUAUCAGGGUGUGCAGAGACGCAUUAAACCAGCCAGGGGCAAGGGCCUUCAGCCCUUGGACAAGACUCAGUUAGAAAAGGUGUCUGCCAAAGAAACCAGACCCAUCCUCCUUCACACAUACAGGGAUUCCUGGGAUGGGGAAAACAAGGACUCAGCGAAACACAGCCCUUGUCCUGUCCCUGUACUUUCCUGUGACAGUGAAAAGAAUGACAAGGACUCUUGGAGUCAGCUUUUUACCGAGGAUUCCCAGGGCUGGCGGGUCAUCGCCCACAACUCUAGAGCUCCUUUCCGAGAUGUAACCAACAACCAGAACCGGGACUUAGGGCAGUUUCCUAGCAGCCCGUGGGCUCAGUGCCAGGAGAUGCCCACUCAGUUCAGUCUGCAGCCUGAUUUGCUCUUUACCCAGGAUUCUGAAGGUAACCAAGUUAUCAGGCAUCAAGUCUAAGUAUCUUUAUGAUGAUUUGGUUCUAAAAGUAUCUCAAAGUGACACAGCUGUAGGAAAAUAUCAGGGUGUGUUGGGAGGGAGGCAAAGGAUGAAGUUGUUAUGGAGCACUUUCUUGGUAUAAAUAAAACGAUGGGGCCCUUCCCUGAGGCGGCGGCUGGUAAA
Molecule: messenger RNA, 1326 nt
Organism: Suricata suricatta (meerkat)
Lineage: Eukaryota; Metazoa; Chordata; Mammalia; Carnivora; Herpestidae
Gene: AUNIP
Product: aurora kinase A and ninein interacting protein
Exons: 3
Coding region: 100-1164 (354 amino acids)
Biological process (GO): spindle organization
Cellular component (GO): spindle pole; centrosome
Source: RefSeq, a predicted model, not a curated record